Molecule: messenger RNA, 648 nt
Organism: Penicillium verhagenii
Lineage: Eukaryota; Fungi; Ascomycota; Eurotiomycetes; Eurotiales; Aspergillaceae
Product: SNAP receptor SEC22
Exons: 5
Coding region: 1-648 (215 amino acids)
Biological process (GO): retrograde vesicle-mediated transport, Golgi to endoplasmic reticulum; vesicle fusion with Golgi apparatus; endoplasmic reticulum to Golgi vesicle-mediated transport
Cellular component (GO): SNARE complex; Golgi membrane; endoplasmic reticulum-Golgi intermediate compartment
Molecular function (GO): SNAP receptor activity
Source: RefSeq, a predicted model, not a curated record
AUGGUUAAGUCAACUCAAAUUUCAAGGAUUGAUGGCUUGAUGCUGGCCGCAUCCGUUGAUGACGAGCAGGCAGAGAGCGACCUCGCUGAGAUCAAGAGCCAGGCUAAAAUGAUCUUCCGCCGUCUAAAUCGCAACUCCGCUCCGCAAGCAAGCAUUGAGUCAGGCCAAUACAACCUCCACUAUUCGAUUAAAGACGAUAUUUGCUUCUUGUGCAUUUGUGAUCGCUCCUACCCUCGCAAGCUUGCGUUCACCUAUCUCGCUGAUCUGGCCUCCGAAUUCACCACCACCUACUCCCCCUCACAAUACCAAUCACCCAACCUUCGCCCAUAUGCAUUCGUCGAGUUCGAUACCUUUAUCCAGCGCACAAAAAAGACUUAUCAGGACAGUCGCGCUUCAGGCAAUCUUGAUAAGCUGAAUGAUGAGCUACGCGACGUCACCCAGGUCAUGACCAAGAACAUCGAGGACCUCUUGUAUCGCGGUGAUAGUUUGGAGCGGAUGGGCGAAUUGUCUGGUCGUCUGCGGGAGGACAGCAAAAAGUACCGCAAGGCAGCAGUCCGCAUCAACUGGGAAUUGUUGGUGAAACAGUACGGUCCUUUCGUCGGCCUCGGACUCUUCAUUUUCAUCUUCCUCUUCUGGCGAUUCUUCUGA